This is a messenger RNA of Asparagus officinalis (garden asparagus), 657 nucleotides long. RefSeq lists its product as uncharacterized. The record is from RefSeq and is a predicted model, not a curated record. Bases 1 to 657 code for a protein of 218 amino acids. Gene Ontology annotation, molecular function: nucleic acid binding. Lineage: Eukaryota; Viridiplantae; Streptophyta; Magnoliopsida; Asparagales; Asparagaceae. Gene Ontology annotation, biological process: DNA integration. The transcript is spliced from 4 exons.
AUGGAUUCUUUGAUUUACGGUCGAGAUUCUAUUGGUAUUAAGGACGUCAAAGAGAACUUAUUGAAUAAGGAGAAGAUUGACAAAGAGUUAACCAUAAGUGAAAAUGGUGAUAAAGCUGAUGGCUUGUUUGUUCGAGGAAGAUCGAAAGAAAAGGGUUUUGGAGGUAACAGGACUGGUUCAUCACUUAUGAAGCUAUUGGAUGGUGGAGUUGUUCUUAUAUGGAACAACGCCUCAUGCAAGACUGUUGGGAAAGGAACAAUUCGGAUUAAGAUGCAUGAUGGAGUCAUCAGGACUUUGACAUAUGUUAGGCAUAUUUCAGGUAAAGGUGAAGUUCUUAGGGUUACAAAAGGCUCUCUUGUGGUUAUGAAAGGAAAAAAAGAUCGACAACUUUGGAAGUCUUUGAUUGAGAAACAGAUUGGGAGGCUGAUUAAGAGGCUUAGAACUGAUAAUGACAUUGAGCUUUGUGGAGAAGAAUUUAAUGAGUUCUGCAAGAAGGAGGGAAUCGUUAGACAUCGUACAAUCCCUCACACACCACAACAGAAUGGAGAGGCAGAACAUAUGAACAGAACUCUAUUAGAAAAAGCACGUUGUAUGAUGUUCAAUGUAGAUUUAGGUAAGAAAUACUGGGCGGAAGCAGUGAAUACGACUUGUUACUAG